Messenger RNA from Protopterus annectens (West African lungfish), 4552 nucleotides. RefSeq names its product protein kinase C epsilon (gene PRKCE). The record is from RefSeq and is a predicted model, not a curated record. The transcript has 15 exons. NCBI's taxonomy places the organism in Eukaryota, Metazoa, Chordata, Ceratodontiformes, Protopteridae. Gene Ontology annotation, biological process: protein phosphorylation. Gene Ontology annotation, molecular function: diacylglycerol-dependent serine/threonine kinase activity; ATP binding. Bases 454 to 2679 code for a protein of 741 amino acids.
CCGAUAAGGCAGACCGAGUUUUUCAUCUGGGUUGUGACUGCUCAUUUAGAAUCGGAAUCAGGUAACUCCUCGUACUAAUACAUCUUCUUCGGUUAACAGACGGGGAAGAAAAGGGCAGAAGCAUCUUCUUCCUGCCAAUAACUGCUGUAUGAAGGAUUAAUGGUUUUGGCUUGCAUCGGGUUGUGAGCAGACGUCUCUUGUUUUUCCGUUAGAAAUCCAGCAAGCGGCAUUAUCACUCACUGGGUGUCGCAAGAGCAAAGACUAAAUAAAUAACUAAUGGACUAGCAACUGCAGAGACAUUGGGAUAUAAUCCACCCAACCACAUUCAGUGAAUCUGACAUUCCAGGGGUAAUACCUCCACACACGCCUCUCACUGCAGGACCUUUCCUCAUCACCAUCACUGCCAUCUUUUUUGCAUUUUUAUCUGACAUAGACUGUAAACUCUGCAGCAUCAUGGUGGUUUUUAAUGGUAUGUUAAAGAUCCGAAUCAGGGAGGCACUGGACCUGAAACCCACUGCUUGGUCUUUGCGGCAUGCAGUGGGCUCACGGCCACAAACCUUCCUCCUUGACCCUUAUAUUGCACUCAACGUAGAUGACUCCCGCAUUGGACAAACCUCCACCAGGCAGAAGACAAACAGCCCCUCCUGGAAUGAUGAGUUUGUCACUGAUGUCUGCAAUGGCAGGAAGAUAGAGCUAGCAGUUUUUCAUGAUGCCCCAAUCGGCUAUGAUGACUUUGUGGCCAACUGCACUAUCCAGUUUGAAGACCUGCUGCAGAACGGUAGCCGCCACUAUGAGGACUGGAUUGACUUGGAACCAGAAGGAAAAGUUUUUGUAGUCAUUGAUCUUUCAGGAUCAUCAAGUGAAGCUCCCAAAGAAAAUGAAGAACGGGUAUUCAGAGAGCGAAUGCGACCUCGAAAAAGGCAGGGUGCUGUACGACGCAGGGUCCAUCAAGUUAAUGGUCAUAAAUUUAUGGCCACCUAUUUAAGACAGCCAACAUACUGCUCUCAUUGUCGAGACUUCAUUUGGGGUGUAAUAGGAAAACAAGGAUACCAAUGUCAAGUUUGUACAUGUGUGGUCCAUAAGCGGUGUCAUGAAAGUAUUAUAACAAAGUGUGCGGGCUUGAAACGUCAGGAAACUCACGAUGAGGUGGGUUCCCAGCGCUUCAGUGUCAACAUGCCCCACAAGUUCAGCAUUCACAACUACAAAGUGCCGACAUUUUGUGACCACUGCGGCUCGCUACUUUGGGGCCUUAUGAGACAAGGCUUACAGUGUAAAGUCUGCAAGAUGAAUGUGCAUAGACGCUGUGAAUCGAAUGUAGCGCCCAACUGUGGUGUGGAUGCCAGAGGUAUAGCAAAAGUGUUAGCGGACCUUGGAGUCACACCUGACAAGAUCACAAAUAGUGGUCAACGAAGGAAAAAGUUGGUUGCAGGUGCAGAAACUCAACAGACAGUCCCAGGAACAUCACCGUCUGAUGAUGACCGGUCAAAAUCAGCACCAACAUCUCCUUGUGAUCAGGAAAUAAAGGAACUUGAAAAUAUUAGGAAAGCACUGUCAUUCGAUAACAGAGGUGAAGAACACAAAUCAUCAGGAACAGCUUCUACAGAUCAUCAUAUAGAACAAAUGGGUGAAAACGGAGAAAAUGGAGAGGUUAAACAACUUCAGACAAAACGAACUGGCCUAGAAGACUUCAGCUUCAUUAAAGUAUUAGGAAAAGGCAGUUUCGGAAAGGUUAUGCUGGCCGAACUAAAAAGCACAGAUGAAGUCUACGCUGUAAAAGUCCUAAAGAAAGACGUCAUUCUUCAGGAUGAUGAUGUGGACUGUACAAUGACUGAAAAAAGAAUUUUAGCACUAGCGAGGAAACAUCCGUACCUUACACAACUUUAUUGCUGCUUUCAAACAAAGGACCGCCUCUUUUUUGUCAUGGAAUAUGUAAAUGGAGGAGAUCUGAUGUUUCAAAUUCAACGCUCAAGAAAGUUUGAUGAAGCUCGGUCACGAUUCUAUGCUGCAGAAGUCACAUCAGCUUUAAUGUUCCUUCACCAUCAUGGCGUCAUUUACAGGGACCUAAAGUUAGACAACAUCUUAUUAGAUGCUGAAGGCCAUUGUAAAUUAGCAGAUUUUGGAAUGUGUAAAGAAGGCAUUCUGAACGGAGUGACGACUACAACAUUCUGUGGCACACCAGAUUAUAUUGCUCCUGAGAUCCUGCAGGAGUUGGAGUAUGGCCCUUCUGUCGAUUGGUGGGCCCUGGGAGUCCUUAUGUAUGAGAUGAUGGCUGGCCAGCCCCCUUUUGAGGCAGAUAAUGAAGACGACUUGUUUGAAUCCAUUCUACACGAUGAUGUUUUAUAUCCAGUCUGGCUCAGCAAGGAAGCUGUUAGCAUAUUAAAAGCGUUCAUGACAAAGAGCCCUAGUAAGCGUUUAGGCUGUGUGAUGGCCCAAGGUGGGGAAGAUGCCAUUAAACAGCACGCAUUUUUCAAGGAGAUUGACUGGGACCUCCUGGAACAAAGGAAAAUCAAGCCUCCCUUCAAACCCCGUAUUAAAACCAAAAGAGAUGUGAAUAACUUUGAUCAGGACUUCACCCGGGAGGAGCCAGUAUUGACACCAGUUGAGGAUGCCAUUGUCAAACAGAUCAACCAAGCAGAGUUUGCAGGGUUCUCAUACUUUGGAGAAGAGCCGUUGCCCUGAAACAAACUGAGGACUGACAACUCAUGUCAUUGCUGCUGCUGUCCUGCAGGGUCAAAAGCCAGACCAAGACAUCAGGCCGGUCACAUACUGAUUCCAUCACAUGAGCCCAUACCCAGACCUUUUUUUUUUUUUAUGUUUAUUUUAUUUGUCUGCAUUAUUUUGAAGACACUCCAUUUUUGUUUCUCUGAUAAAAUCAAAUGCACUCAGUUCUGUAUUAUUGCCACCAGCUGUAACGCACUGCUGUGCUUGGGUGAACUGUGAAAUGCUAUUCUGUUUUUGUUGCCACUUGUCAUGGGCUGGCCAAGUACAACACAUGUAAGAAUGGUGCAGUUUUAAUUUAAUUACAUAGUUACUUUAACACACAGCUGUUCCAAAUAUAUCUGUUUUCUAAGCUGAAACUAAUUCUAUAGCUACUAUAUCAUUUUAUCUACUGUUGUAGAAGUUCACAAUAAGUGUCCAGAUUUAAAGAUGACUUGCUUAGAGAUAGAAAUUUGAAUUCUGAAGCACCUUAUAAAUGAAAAUAUUCGUGAAACGAAGAUAGAAAUAGCAACUGACUGAUGGGUGGGACCCCAUCGGAGAUGCACAGUGCGGAACUUUAUGUUGUCUCCUGUACGUUGUCCAUAGUUAGACCCGUAUGUUAUGUACUGCAGCUAUGGGGUGACUUCACAGAUUGAGUCUGGCUGCUGGUUAGAAGAAGCAGAAAGUUAACACUGCCUACUGACAGUAUCACUGUUUUUCACAUAAAGAGGCAUUGGAAUUAGCAGUGGGCCACCACCCCAUGCAUCCUGCCCGAGUUACAUGUGUGGGUUUUGAAACUGGCAGCAGUCACUAAAGAGCGUGAAAUAUGGGGAGACAGUACAAACUGGGCUGCAGGAAACCCAGUACUGGACUUCUUUCUGCCUUUUAGUGGUACAUCUUGCUCACAGAUUGUCAUGAAUAGUUGGUGGCUAAGAUUAAAAAUCAUGUUGCAAAUCGCAAUACAAAAUCAUCAAAGGAUUUCUGUCUUCCUAUUAACUGGUUUCUGAAAAUAGUGUGUGACACUUUAAAAAAGAGUUAUACCUUUUUAUGGAUAAAGAAGGGGGGCUGGAAGAUUUUCUUUGAGACCAAAAAAUCAUUAAGGUCUGAUUGCAGCAAUUUACUGCAUAUAGUUUAAUUUAUAUAAGAUGUACAAGACCACAUUUUGUUGUCCAUUUGCUUGGUUUUUCCAAAUUAACAGCUUUGACUUACUGGAUUUGACAUUUCUUGCAGUGCAUUCUGCAAAAUCUGUUUCUCGGUUACAGCAGGGUGUUACUUUUAUAGACUUUAAAAGUUGAUAUUACUAAUGUUGCCAUAGGAAUUUAAAACGUAGAUGCCUAUAGAACAGUAAGGUUAGGAAAACGCAACAAAAUGUGUGCAGUGUACAAAAUACAUUUGUGAGAGCAGCACAUUUUAGGUGGAAGGUAUGCCUUGUCUCUCCUGACAAGAGUGACUGGCAAUAGUCCUAAUGACAAGUUGGAUGCAUAUGAUGUGUAUGAAUGUGCAUAUACAUCUGUAUUUAUAGGUAUAUUUACUAUAGGUAGUAUAUAUAUUGAUAUAUACACAUGCACAUGUAUUCAUGUACGUCUUUGUACAUACAUAUUCACAGUGUUACAGUUAGGUCAUUUUAUUACCAGUAUGUUUUGUGAAUACUUGUGAUCACAAGAUACCGAUGUAAUUUUUAUGGUUAUAAAUACUACUUUAUUAUUAUUAUUAUUAUUAUUUACAGGACUAAAAAAGAUAGCUGUUCUGGGGGUCCAUUUGCUAGAUGCACUUGGAUUUCCCCAUUGCACACAAUGACAUUACAUUUGUGAGUGGCAAAGUAGCACUGAAUGAGCUCUUUUGCCUUUUGUACAGA